This is a messenger RNA of Molossus molossus (Pallas's mastiff bat), 753 nucleotides long. RefSeq names its product neurogenin 2 (gene NEUROG2). Bases 1 to 753 code for a protein of 250 amino acids. The transcript has a single exon. NCBI's taxonomy places the organism in Eukaryota, Metazoa, Chordata, Mammalia, Chiroptera, Molossidae. Gene Ontology annotation, molecular function: protein dimerization activity. The record is from RefSeq and is a predicted model, not a curated record.
AUGUUCGUCAAGUCCGAGACCCUGGAGAUGAAGGAGGACGCAGACAUGCUAGUGCUCCUCGGCUCGGCCCCCUCCGCGGCCGCGCGGACCCCGCUGCCGUCCAGCGCAGACGAGGACGACGAAGAGCGGGGCCUGCCGGGCGGGGCGCGAAGGCCGCGCGGUGCCGGGUCGGUCACACGGCUGCUCGGCCUGGCACACGAGUGCCGGCGGCGCCCCUCCAGGGCACGGGCCGCUACGCGGGGCGCCAAGACGGCCGAGACAGCGCAGCGCAUCAAGAAGACCCGCCGGCUUAAGGCCAACAACCGCGAGCGCAACCGCAUGCACAACCUAAACGCGGCGCUGGACGCGCUGCGCGAGGUGCUGCCCACCUUCCCCGAGGACGCCAAGCUCACCAAGAUCGAGACCCUGCGCUUCGCGCACAACUAUAUCUGGGCGCUCACCGAGACGCUGCGCCUGGCCGACCACUGCGGCGGGGGCCUGCCCGGCCCGCUGCGCCCCGAGACUGCGCUGCUGAGCCCUGGCGGCGCCCUGGGCAGCGUGGGGGACAGCCCGUCGCCCGCGUCUACGUGGAGCAGCACCGACAGCCCCGCGCCCCCCUCCUCUGCACCGUCCACUUCCACCUCCCCCUACAGCUGCGCCUUCUCCCUCUCCCCCGCUAGCCCCGCAGGGUCCGACCGGGACUGCUGGCAGCCGGCUCCGCCCAACAAGCGCCGCUGCGCGCCUCGCCGCCCCGCAGUCCGGGAGUGCGCCUAG